Cylicocyclus nassatus is the source of this 2375-nucleotide messenger RNA. NCBI's taxonomy places the organism in Eukaryota, Metazoa, Nematoda, Chromadorea, Rhabditida, Strongylidae. The record is from the annotation of a GenBank genome assembly.
GUUUCAGUGUUGUAUUGCUCAUCUCUUUGCGCUUUACAGAGUUACGAAAAUGCGAGUGAAGGGUCGUCCUACGAAGAUGUAUCCACAAUGUUUGGAGAGUGACGAUGGCGACGAGUGUUACGAUCCUGCUAAAGAGAUUUUCAUUACUGAUGCCAGCCAAGUUGGUCACAUAACGUUGAAAGCCAGUCGUGCAGAUCGAUGCAGACGGGAGGCUGUUAAGCGAAGGCUUACCAAGCAGCAACACCAGUUUGAGAGAAUAUGGCUUCGAUGUAUGCGAGCAACAAAGGGAGCUGAUCGUUCGCAGAAGAAACCGAAACGAGUAUGGGUGGACGAAGACAAACAAAGAGGGCGGCCGAAGAGAGGUCGUCCUCGGAAAUCCCUGGUCCAGGCUAUGACUGAAACUGAAGCUCCUAAUCUGACGCAAGUCCAAACGAAGUCCCGCCUUGUGCAUCGUGUGCGACGGUAUGGAGUGGCAGUGGAACCUCGCCAUUAUGAGCGAAAGACCAUACAUCUACCUCAAGAAGGUGGUUUGGGAAGCCAGCAUGUGCCUGGAGUGACACUAGGCUUGUCUUGGGAUAAUGGACACAUGGAGUUGGAGCCUACACGAGAGGAGAAAAGAAUAGCACGGGAGCUGAAACGAAGAGUAAAACUUGAAGAGUUGGAACGCAAAAGGGAAGCAAGAAGACUCAAAAGGGAAAUGAAGGAAAAGUUGACGAGGGAGAGAAGAGAAAGGCGUGUUACAGAGCGUCAAAAGCGAGAAGAGGAACGAUUAGCUAGUUUGAGAAAAGAAGGAGAAACAGUUCGCAAGACAGAAACAAAUGAAGAGAUAAAGAAACUUUAUGUGCCGGACGUAGACGAUGAAUCUCAAUCAAUACAUGACAUGAGUUUUUGCUAUGGAACUUUCCCCACUGGGAAAAUCUUCAACGGCAAAUGGCUGGUUCUAGAAGAAAUAUUUCCGAACCGGCAUGGAGUGGCAGCUUAUUACGUAGUGGAAAAUGAUGAGCAUAAAAUCGAGGGCAUUUUGUAUGCGCAAGAUAUGAGUAAUUCGUUUGCACACCUUCCAGAAGAGGUCUAUUUCUUACAGACGCAGUCGGAUAAUGGCCGAAGCUACUUGUUUCAAACAGUGAUCGAUUGUCAGUUGGUGUCAGCGCCAGAUCAUCCAGACUUCUUUUAUUGUGUCUUUAUUUCACGUAAAUCAGCCUCACUUGCGGAUUUAUGGAACCGUUACCCUAAAGAGCAUUUAUUCAAGAAAGAAGGUGAAGCAAACAAGGCUUGGAGUCUUGGUACUGUAGGGCGACUUGCUGCUGAUAUAUUAUCGAUCAUCGAGGCGACUUACGAAGCGGGAUACACCUUCCGCAGCAUAGAUUUAUCUCACUUCCGCUUGGAUUUGAGGACCAGACGACUUUUCUUGGAGAAUGCCAGUGAGGUUGUAGUCAGCACUGAACUGACGGACUUACGGUUGAGAAAUGGGGAACAUGUAUGUCACAAUUACUGGCAGGGUUGCCUUGAAUAUGCACCACUCAGCUUGCACCAUAAGGGUAGAGAAAGUAUCAUGAGAGCAGCAGAUUGCGCUGAGGUACUGUUUUACAUAAUACUGGACCUGCUAGGACUGCUUACGUGGCGAGGGCUAGAUGAGUCCCAGACUGCAAAAUGCAAAGAGGAGUUUAUGACCCAGAAUCGUAAAAAAGUGCCGGCUCCCUUGUACGACUAUUGGAAAAUUGUUCAAAAUGCUCAAGCAAUAGAUGCGAGUAAGCUCCGACGUCAGGAUGAUUAUUUAUUGUUAGAUGGUGUACGUGGUGGAGCUACAGUAUCAGUUCUUGACUUCCGCAAGUUGGCUGCGAGAUUGGUAACCGUGUACGAAGUAUUUGGUGGUGUUGUUGACGAAAGUGCGCCGUACGACUUCGAAGUGGUAGACGAUCCUGCCGAGAAGACCUGCGAACAGCAGCGCGAAGACAGUUUAGUCCAAAGAAAGGAAUUUCUCAAACACAAACAGGAUGUUCUUGGAGCACAGGAUGAUGCAAUGACGAUGCGCGAAGAAUUAGGGAAAAGAAGUGAAGCUCAGACUGAAAGAGAACGAGCUGAGGCGAUGCAAGAUGCGAAUGUGAGCGAGCAGCAGGAUCUGAAAGUAUCUACUUCGGACGAUGAGCAUGAAUAUGAUGAUUAGUUAUCUCGUAGAUUGGUGCUUCAUUAUCAUUUUCAGAAGUACUUUUCCUUCUUUUACUAUUUACUACCUCUUAAUUGUAGUACUUAUCCAGUUAAUAACAUCGAAGUUAUCAGUGCACACUCAAAGAAACCAGUCUCAGAUUUGUCGUGUCUUGUAGCUAACGAAUUCUUAUUUUGUUUUUAUAUCGUAUUACAUUUAUUUUUCGAUAAAC